This is a messenger RNA of Ornithodoros turicata, 2972 nucleotides long. RefSeq lists its product as uncharacterized. The transcript has 4 exons. The record is from RefSeq and is a predicted model, not a curated record. Lineage: Eukaryota; Metazoa; Arthropoda; Arachnida; Ixodida; Argasidae. Bases 833 to 1384 code for a protein of 183 amino acids.
UCUUUUUUUUUUUUUUUUAAAGCCCGUCCGCACAAAUUACAUCCGUGCUUGCUAGACCAUAGCAUCCUAUGGCUGGACCCUCGAUACAAAGAGGCCUGCCAGGGGGCACCACCACCACCACGAUCCUUCCAUCCAGCGGUUUUGUCGUACGUCAACCAGCGUCAACGAUGGGACAGCAGCAGAUAUUCCCGCGUUCGGCAGGCAUGGCGACGCAGCUGCCACACAUACAUUUAGCUAACACACCUUACACUUCGAUUCAUAUAUCGCUGUCCAGAUCAGUUGUCACGUCCCGGUGCCAUCACCUAAGACACACGGCCGCGCACACCGUCGGGAAGAACUGGGGUGUCGCCGUGUCGAACGCACUGAAACGCGUUGCACUACUUGUUCUGCCCAUAUAUUGCUAGCGCUCCCAAAACGUGGAUGUCGUUGACGGCAUUCGAAUUCGAAUCCUUCAUUUCGGACAUCAACCGAAGAACUGAAUGAUAUGAGCAUUGUUCAACCGAAGAGCGUCUCGCAACUCGCAAGCCGUAGCAGGUGCUCCGGCCUCGGUGUUGGUAUUGCUCUUACUGUUCAAAACGGCGCCCAUUUCCUGUUUCCUUCCUCCUGGGUUUUGCCCAUUAUCCGUGCGCAUCUUGCGCUACGCCUCUACGCCUUGUAUAUUUCAUCCCUGCGUUGCAAUACUUGUAUACGUCAUAGGCUAUUGUAUUGCGUCACGUGAAGACAGGCGAGCAGCAUACACGAAGUAAACAGCUUUCCUCGGGAAGAAGCCUACGUGCCUACGUCUCUGGUCACAACAGCGUCUGCUCUUUCGGAUCCUUCGCACACCCCCCGGAUGACUUUCGACACUUGUAUGAGCUGUAUUGAGGUGCUACUCUUCUUUGUCGUCGCUUGUCUCAACGAAGUAUCUGCCGACGAUAUUGGGCGGAGACCAUUCACCAGCAGUGACUUUCACAGAAAUGACUGGGACUCAAAAUUUGCAUCCGCAAAGCGAACCUUCGACACAGGAAAGCGGGCAGUUAUCACCUUCGUAUGUAUUGUAGGGAUGGUCAUGCUCUGCAUGCUCUGCUACCGCUGCUGCAAGAGAAGACAGCUGCGCUCAAACCCUGGUGUCAUCGUCUAUGGUGCCCCGGCUCUCAGCGUUACACCUCACCAAAGGCCCCCACCUUUACCGUCACAGCCUCUAGCUGCGGGAUUUAUUCCGAGCCCUUAUUCGGCCCCAUAUCCUCCACAGACUGCUCAGUAUCAAGCUCCUUAUCCAACAGCUUACAGCCCAAGUGUGAACAUGUUCGAUCAACCUUCAGCGCCCCCACCUGCAUCACCACCGCCACCUUACAGUCAGGCAGUGGCAUCGCCGUUCUUUGAACCGUUGAAGAGACAGUCCUGAGGAACACCCAUCGCUCAGGGCGUUGUAGAAUCAAAGUGACCUGACUUGUAUUCACGACGAAAAAGGGGUCGUGAAGGACUGUUUAUGUGCGCAAUCGCCACAGGGAAGUGUACAAGUCAUCACUUCGUGCACCACGUAACGUCAGCGUUUUCGUAAACACAUCCGGUGCUGUUAAAAAGACGUGACAGGUGGCGUAGCUGAUCCUUCUCAUCAUGCAAAGGUGUAACUUUAGAAAAGUGAUGCACUUGAGACAGAAAAAGACCUGUGUGCAUCAACUGUACCAGUGACUGGAGAGGCAGACCCUGCCAUAGAAGAGAAGUUUUACUGCUCCACAGAUUUUGUUAUUUUCGUUUUUUCACCGUACCUAGAGUCUGUGUCUGUGAUCUAUUUACAGAUGUUAAUUGAGCAUGUAAGUGCAAUGUCCUCAGGUAGUUACUGUGUUGUACGGUUAAAAAAGCCCAAAAUCCGAUGGCAUGAACGUAGUAUUAUCGUGUUCAGCAGCCAUGUGCACAUUCACAGUUUUAGGCAGUGCAGUGCGCGGAACUAGAUUUAAUAUUGCCAUCAAGAAGUUCAUUACUGGCCAUUGAAACAUCAUUUACACUGACUUGGACAUCUAAAUUUUUGUAGCUACGUAAUGGUGUCUGUUGGUUAUCACAUGAGCGGGGGUUAUGAACAGAAUGCACUUUCACAGGUGAAAAAAAUCAAAACGAUACUGUUCAUUGCUAGAGACAUUUUUAUGAAUGACUGAUUGCAUUGCGAUUAUUAUUUCACUACACUGAAUGAGUAGAGAACAUGCCUAGAAGAGUGCGUACUACAAGUAACCAAUGAGAAUUAACCGAGGCAGGCUACAAACAUGGAGUACACAAACUCGUAAUAUGCCUCCAAUGCCCUGAACAGAAAUCCUGAGUUAUUUGAAUCUAUUACAAGCACUCUUGUCACAAAGUCUUCAAAUUUACUCAAAAAUUUACUGAGGUUGUAAAUCUUUGCUGUACAAAUCAGUUGUGCAAAAUCCCAUAGUUUUUAUGCGGUAUGACAUUUUCCCGCUGUGUUAUUUUAUAGCUUCCGUGACAGCAAGUAAUUCACUGGGUAUGCUGCUUUGACGCGGCGUAUAUUGUCUUGCAGUCGCCAGGACACGUGGUUGUUACAUGUGAUAAAUUUUUUGAUGACAUGCCAUACAGAAAAGAUAUGUAUUGGUGCAUGACUGUAGGAUGAUGCUUCUGUCUGUGUGCCUUUUAUCAUAUUACAGUUAAAUGUGCCAUAUUUGUAGAAAUGAUUUAGCUAGAGCACAGAAUGUAAGACAAGCACCCCCCUCCCCUCUCCCACCAAGAAUUAUGUUUCUUUAGAAAGGCAAUCUGCACUCUCUUGGUCUGGAUCUGUAUGAACCAUAGUUGCAGCACAGCUUUGUGAAGUAUACAGGCGUGCCUUACCAUUUUUUUAUGUGUGUAUAGCACAGUUUUAUUUAGCCAAAGGAGAGCUAAACAUAUUUAUUAAACAAAAUAUUUUUCAGGAGGCAUUACGCAGUAUCUCAUGUGGAAGCUUCUGUGUUGAGAUGCCAUUUUUAUUUGUUAAAUAAAUUUUAUCUAUUUUA